Nomascus leucogenys (northern white-cheeked gibbon) is the source of this 1853-nucleotide messenger RNA. RefSeq names its product interleukin 2 receptor subunit beta (gene IL2RB). Gene Ontology annotation, biological process: immunoglobulin mediated immune response; cytokine-mediated signaling pathway. Gene Ontology annotation, cellular component: membrane; external side of plasma membrane. The record is from RefSeq and is a predicted model, not a curated record. Lineage: Eukaryota; Metazoa; Chordata; Mammalia; Primates; Hylobatidae. Gene Ontology annotation, molecular function: protein binding; cytokine receptor activity.
AGAGCUGAGCAGGGCCCUGGAGAGAUGGCCACGGUCCCAGCAGCGGGGAGGACUGGAGAGUGCGCGCUGCCACCACCCCAUGUCUCAGCCAGGGCUUCCUUCCUCGGCUCCACCCUGUGGAUGUAAUGGCGGCCGCUGCUCUGUCCUGGCGUCUGCCCCUCCUCAUCCUCCUCCUGCCCCUCGCUACCCCUUGGGCAUCUGCAGCCGUGAAUGGCACUUCCCAGUUCACAUGCUUCUACAACUCGAGAGCCAACAUCUCCUGUGUCUGGAGCCAAGAUGGGGCCCUGCAGGACACUUCCUGCCAAGUCCAUGCCUGGCCGGACAGACGGUGGUGGAACCAAACCUGUGAGCUGCUCCCCGUGAGUCAAGCAUCCUGGGCCUGCAACCUGAUCCUUGGAGCCCCAGAUUCUCAGAAGCUGACUGCCGUGGACAUCGUCACCCUGAGGGUGAUGUGCCGUGAAGGGGUGCGAUGGAGGAUGAUGGCCAUCCAGGACUUCAAACCCUUUGAGAACCUUCGCCUGAUGGCCCCCAUCUCCCUCCAAGUCGUCCACGUGGAGACCCACAGAUGCAACAUAAGCUGGGAAAUCUCCCAAGCCUCCCACUACUUUGAAAGACACCUGGAGUUCGAGGCCCGGACGCUGUCCCCAGGCCACACCUGGGAGGAGGCCCCCCUCCUGAUCCUCAAGCAGAAGCAGGAAUGGAUCUACCUGGAGACGCUCACCCCAGACACCCAGUAUGAGUUUCAGGUGCGGGUCAAGCCUCUGCAAGGCGAGUUCACGACCUGGAGCCCCUGGAGCCAGCCCCUGGCCUUCAGGACAAAGCCUGCAGCCCUGGGGAAGGACACCAUUCCGUGGCUCGGCCACCUCCUCGUGGGCCUCAGCGGGACCUUUGGCUUCAUCGUCUUAGUGUACUUGCUGAUCAACUGCGGGAACACCGGGCCGUGGCUGAAGAAGGUCCUGAAGUGUCACACCCCAGACCCCUCGAAGUUCUUUUCCCAGCUGAGCUCAGAGCAUGGAGGAGAUGUCCAGAAGUGGCUGUCCUCGCCCUUCCCCUCAUCGUCCUUCAGCCCUGGUGGCCUGGCGCCUGAGAUCUCGCCACUAGAAGUGCUGGAGAGGGACAAGGCGACGCAGCUGCUCCUGCAGCAGGACAAGGUGCCUGAGCCCGCGUCCUUAAGCAGCAACCACUCGCUGACCAGCUGCUUCACCAACCAGGGUUACUUCUUCUUCCACCUUCCGGAUGCCUUCGAGAUAGAGGCCUGCCAGGUGUACUUUACUUACGACCCCUGCGCAGAGGAAGACCCUGAUGAGGGUGGGGCCGGAGCACCCACAGGGUCUUCCCCCCAACCCCUGCAGCCUCUGUCAGGGGAGGACGAUGCCUACUGCACCUUCCCCUCCAGGGAUGACCUGCUGCUCUUCUCCCCCAGUCUCCUCGGUGGCCCCAGCCCCCCAAGCACUGCCCCUGGGGACAGCGGGGCUGGUGAAGAGAGGCUGCCCGCUUCCCUGCAAGAAAGAGUCCCCAGAGACUGGGACCCCCAGCCCCUGGGGCCUCCCACCCCAGGAGUCCCAGACCUGGUGGAUUUUCAGCCACCCCCUGAGCUGGUGCUGCGAGAGGCUGUGGAGGAGGCCCCUGACCUUGGCCCCAGGGAGGGGGUCAGUUUCCCCUGGUCCAGGCCUCCCGGGCAGGGGGAGUUCAGGGCCCUUAAUGCUCGCCUGCCCCUGAACACUGAUGCCUACUUGUCCCUCCAAGAACUCCAGGGUCAGGACCCAACUCACUUGGUGUAGACAGAUGGCCAGGGGUGGGAGGCAGGCAGCUGCCUGCUCUGUGCCGAGCCUGAGGAGGACCCUGUUGAGGGU